Messenger RNA from Diaporthe citri, 594 nucleotides. RefSeq lists its product as uncharacterized. The transcript is spliced from 2 exons. The record is from RefSeq and is a predicted model, not a curated record. NCBI's taxonomy places the organism in Eukaryota, Fungi, Ascomycota, Sordariomycetes, Diaporthales, Diaporthaceae. The coding region runs from base 1 to 594 and encodes 197 amino acids.
AUGAGGCUGGUUUCGUUACACGCGCUCGCUCUCCUCUGCUGCGGAGUCGCCGUCGCACAAGACUGCAUCAACGUCGCCCUGACCGCGAUCCCCGGCUGCGCUCAAAAUUGCAUCCUCAACGGCGCGCCGUCGAUAGGGUGCCAGGGAACAGACUUCAGCUGCCAAUGCGCGCAGUCGGCGGCGCUCUACGCUGCUGUCGAGGGCUGUGUGUCAUCAGCAUGCCCGUCCGCCAGCUACCAGGCUGUCAUUGACGGGUCCGAAGAAGUCUGUGGGUGCGCAGCGCCAGCAGGAGGAGCACAAGCGGCGGCGGGAACAGCAAGUGUGUCGGGCAUUGGUGGGACCGUUCCAGCAACAAACACAGCCACCGCGACAUCAGCGCCAACAGCGACCUCGGGAGGCUCAUCAGGCGGCUCCACGGGGGGAGGAUCAGGCACGACUGGAUCGCCGAACCCGGGCAACACCUUCACCGGCUACUCAAGCGUGUCACCUAUCGCCACCGCCUCGGUGAUCGGUGCCGCCGCGCAAGCAACCCCGGUGAUAAACGUCAUCAAAUACGUCGUGCCCGUGGCGAUGAUGGGCGCUGCCGUGCUGUAG